Paramuricea clavata is the source of this 3878-nucleotide messenger RNA. NCBI's taxonomy places the organism in Eukaryota, Metazoa, Cnidaria, Anthozoa, Malacalcyonacea, Plexauridae. The record is from the annotation of a GenBank genome assembly.
GUUUCAGGUGUUGGUCUACGGUGGGGCGGAAAGGCGGCAAGCAGGAGAUAGGAGUGGGCAAAGGAUGUGAACAUGUUGGCACGAUUAUUCACGAAAUUGGGCACGCUCUUGGAUUCUGGCACGAACAGAGCAGAAGUGACCGCGAUUCGUACGUGAGAGUUGUCUGGAAAAACAUCGAAUCGGACUACGAUAAACAAUUCAGUAAGUGCAAGUUCAAUUCCUGCAAGGGACAUAAAGUUGCAUUUUUCGCUUCUGUUCCUGGUUAGAUGUAAUAAAUGUAUAUAAAUUUCUACUCGACAAAUUUCAUUCAACAAUACCCAUCAAAUAUUUUUCAUUCGAGUGAGAUGCUAUAAAAAUCUUAAAAUUUAAAUUGUAAAAAUUUAAAAAAAAUAUUAAUUCGAGUGAGAUGCUAUAAAAAUCUUAAAAUUUAAAUUAAAAUUUUUAAAAAAUAUUCGUUCGAGUGAGAUGCUAUAAAAAUCUUAAAAUUUAAAUUAUAAAAAUUUUAAAAAAAUAUUAAUUCGAGUGAGAUGCCAUAAAAAUCUUAAAAUUUAAAUUAAAAUUUUUAAAAAAUAUUCAUUCGAGUGAGAUGCUAUAAAAAUCUUAAAAUUUAAAUUAUAAAAAUAAAAACUCUGAGAUUUAGGCUGUUUCUUGUCCCCGUACUAGAUUAAACCUUGCCCAAAUUUGCUCAUAUAUUUCAAGUUGAUCUCUACGAUAUAAAACACUUAACUGAAACUCACUUAUAUUAUUUUCAGAUAAGAUGGACGCGAAUAUGAUGGACAGUAUGGGAUAUGCCUACGACUAUGAGUCAAUAAUGCAUUACGGCAGAAAAUUUUUCACCAGCAACGGCAAAGACACUAUACGCGUUCGCAGGCGGCCAGGCUUGGGGAAUGUCAGCUUGGGGCAUGUCAACAUGGGGCAGAGGAAACGUUUGUCUGAUAUCGAUGUCGCUCAAAUCAACGCUAUGUACAACUGUAACAAGAUAGCAACACCUACAUCAGGUGAGGGUUACAUCUUAUCACGACUUAUGGACUUGUACUAAACAGGGUGUCCCAAGAAAUUGAAGAGUUGCUUGAGAGUUGAUCAGGUUUCAGCCUGGCAUCCAUAUUGUCGUAAUGGUUGUAAAAAUAGAGUCACGGCCAGAUUAUUAUAGUUUAUACCUGUAAACCACAUAUAAAUCAUAAGCAUUCUCUAGUUCUAAUCACUCCGCGUAUUUUCAGUUCUAAAAUAUUGUAUUUCGGCUGAUGAGAAAGAUCGUGACUCAAUCUUUAUUAGCAUAGAAUGACCAGUUUCCGAGGAUCCCUCUGUAAACCACUACUCGUGAAGUUGGUAUCAUCAUUAAAAAUUAUGUUCAUUCAUUCAGUUGCCAUGUUCAACAUACCUCGCGCCAAGCUCUAGGCGUAUACAAAGGAUGCUAUCCUCGGUGUAAGAUUUGCAUAAUUUCCACAUAUCUUUCUCUUUUCCCCUCAGAGUUUGGACUUCAAAGGCGGCCAUUUUUCGUUGUGGGGCGUCCCAGGACGCCUGGAUGCCCUUUUCGGCUAAAUGCCUGCUGCACGCUCCUGGUUCGGUCUGAAACUAAAAUAUAGGAAAUUUUUAAUUACCGAUGUAUAACUCGAAAAAUGUCCAUCUGCAAAAAAGCGGCAUUUUUAAAUCGGAUCGUAUUUGGCUAUUUUUUAUCGCAAUGAUACAACAAAGGUAUCAUUCGACAGCUAAAAGCCUGAUCUUCAAUAAUUGGUAUGAAAAAGUAUAAAUGGCUAAACGUAAUAUUCUAUUCUCUCUGUAGCGAAAUGCAUCAAAAGCAAGACCAAGGACGGCCGAGAUUACAACGGCAUGCUGAGCUACACGGAAAAAGGCGUGACUUGUCAAUCGUGGAACAGCAAUUAUCCGCACAGAAACGCCGUCGUAACGCACAAUUACCAUAGCGAUUACAAAAUGGGUUUAAUGGUAAAGAAAAACCGCGAUCACUACAUGUACCACAACUACUGCCGAAAUCCGCAAGGAAAACGAAAGCGUCCUUGGUGCUAUACCACUAAGACGAAACCAAAAUGGCAGUAUUGUGACUUAAAGAUAUGUUGAAGUCAGUUUGGUUCGAAUUAAACUCCCCUGCAUGAGGUGGCGAUGUGUUAGCUGAUCAAUGCAUACGCCCACGGUAAAUUAAAUCCUAUACCAUUGAUGGGAUCGGUUGAUAUUUAUACAAUGUAUAUGUAACAGUGUCUUAUUCAAAACAAUGAUAAACCAAUGCUAUAUUAAGUUAAAUAUACAAUACGCCUUCUGAAAAGUAUACCCGAACUUUGCUAUCGUUUUGAUCUUGUUGGUAAAAGUUUAGCAGAUCCAACCAUUAUAAAGUCAACCCAACCUCGGAUAUCAAUUAAAAAAUAAAUAUCCAUUUACUUUUUUCACGUACCAAUAGAGCGUUUGCACAUGACGUCACAGCCGCCAUGUUGGUGUUCCAAUGGACCAUUUGCAUUAUAGACUAAAUUUUGAUCUAGACAAAAAUUUCAUCGCAGCUUGAAAGAGCAUCACAAAAUUAGUAAUAUUCCAAAGUUUCGUUGCGAAAUGUUGUAAAAUGCGGAUAAUAUAGCCAUGCGAAAUUUGCAAUUUUCAGUCAUUUUGUAUUGCAAACGGAAAAUUGAUGCCCCAACACCCGAUUGGGCUGUCAAUUUCCCGUGCGUAAUACAAAAUGACUGAAAAACGGCAAACUUCGCAUGGCUAUAUUAUCCGCAUUUUACAACAUUUCGCAACGAAACUUUGGAAUAUUACUAAUUUUGUGAUGCUCUUUCAUGCUAUGAUGGAAUUUUGUCUAGAUCAAAAUUUAGUCUAAAAUGCAAAUGGUCCAUUGGCCUUUCUCACGAUGACAAAUAUCCGCCAUUUUUUGGGUGGCAUCUAAUUCUCAUUAACCAAUGCUGAGAAUUAACUAACCAUUUACAAAAUCAAAAAAAUUCUAAAAAGUCGCUGUUUUGUGGACUUAUCUCGCAGACUUCGGCUGAAAUGCCACCCGGCCAAAAAUGGCGGCGCGAGAAAAGCUAAUUCAAAAGAAUUUUAAUUAGACUCUUUUGUCUGGAACACCAACAUGGCCGCCACGGCUUUUGUUGAAAGGCUCUAUAAAGCUAAGGUUAAUUAAAGAACAUUGGCAAUAAAAAAUUAGUUUGUCUUAUUCAAAAGAACUCUUAAUUAAAUUAUAUAUUAAACUCUAUCACCGAUUUGGGCCUACUUUGUUCUCGAAAUAUUUAGACUGAAAUUAAUGAGCUGUCCGCCAUCUUGGACCUCAUUAACUAUGGUUUUGAUGACGUCAGGAGUUGGGUUAACCAUAUAAAACUACUCUAAAAUGAUCGAGUAACAAUCCAAAAUUGUUUGAAAUGUUUUUAAUCAUUUCUAAAUUUUUGACAGCAACCACAAACGAAGUUUUGGACCCACAUUAAUCGUUUAAUCCAAGACUGCGAACAACUCACGUUUUUCAGUUGAAAUAUUUUGAAAAAUAAGCAAUACAUAAACAAUCUGUAAUAGAGUUUAAUACAUAGUUUUAAGAGUUCUUUCAAAUGAACUAAACUUUUUAUUGCCAAUGUCCUUUAAGUACUUUUUGGAAGGAUAUUUAUGCCUGCACAUACUCACAUGCCAAGUUACCACUGUUCUGAUAAUGUGAGUAGCUUCAAUUUAUAUAAAUGAAUCAGUAUGGAUAGACUAUGGGUUCAUUAUGUAAAAUAGAUUAAUGAUUUCACAAGAUUUUUAUUUCGUUUUUGUAAGCGCAUUGAAAUGUACUACGUAUGACGUUACGUUGCCAUAGAAACAAUAUAUAUAUAUAAGAUAGCGUAAAUCACGUGACAUUAAGUUAAAAUAGUCCUGUCGUUUAUGUCAAAAGUUUUACUUAUCAUCUUGUAUUCAAU